UGGAAAUAGAGGGGGAGUUUUGUUUAAAAUUUAAUGCAAAUUAAAAUUAUAAUUAAAUUGGCUACAUUCCACAGGAGUGCGCAGUAAGCUGGCCACAGUAUUAAACAAAGCAUGUCCAGCAAUCCAUUUGAAAGCGAGGAGGAGCCCAGCACUGCCAGCGAUGAGAUACUCGAGGGUUUCCUCUGUCCCAUUUGUCGGGCCGACUUAAAAUCAAUAGAUUUCCUCACCGAGCACUUUGCACGCCAGCACGCAGAGGAGGAAGACGCCCUUAAGUCCGUGUUCAAAGACAUCUUUACCAAAGCCAAGAAGAAGAUACUAAACAAUUUUGAGGAUGACCGCGAGCGUGCUGUAGCAGGCGCACCAGCAGCUAGUUCUAAUGCCGGAGCUGGAGCAGCAGCUGGCUCAAAAGCGAGCAAUGCGCGAACGCGUUUCAAUGUCUACAACUUUAUGAGUCGGCAGACUGUAGGCGCUGAGCGUAGCUACCUGGAGUAUUUUCAAACUGUGCGUAAUCCACGCCUGGAGCGUUAUGCCAGUGAGACAAACAAGCUCAUAAUACGACUGCAUCGUUUGCUGAAGGAUUUACCCAUGGAUGCAGUGCAGCGUAAGCAGCAUGAACAACAGACCGUGCCUUGGCUAGACGGCAGCUCCGUCAAGCUGUGUCCCAACUGCGCCAAAAGCUUUCACAUAGCGCGACGUCAGCAUCAUUGUCGUCUCUGUGGUGGGAUUAUGUGCCACGACUGCUCACGCUUUCUGCCGCUUGAGAAUGCCAUGCAAUUGGCCAGCUUAUCGGCCAGUCGCAGUGAGCCACUUCAUCAGCUGCAGCAGCAUGAAGAUCGCGCCAUACGCCUUUGCCAGCAUUGUCUUUGGUUACUAGACACGCGUCAGGACAUGCAAGAAAGCCGCACUUGUCGCCCGCUGCUGGCUCAAGUCUAUGAACAGAUUAGGCAGCUACAACAAGAUGUUACGCCCGAUCUGGAGAUGUACCAGAAGAUAGUCAACAGCUUGCACGAGGGCGAGACCAUAUUUACUCUUGCCGAUGCGGGCGCGUUGCGUGGCAAGAUUGGUCAGGUGGCGGAGCAGAUUGACUUGCGUAGUAAACGAAUAUUGACGAUACACUCGGAGCCGGGCAGCCGCGAGGAAGCGCUAAAGAAGGCCAUACGCCUAAGCUGUGUGCAAGCCAUUAAGGAGCGCAUGUUGUCGCUGCCCCCUCUGCCGGAUGAGGCGCUUAUACGGCAAAUACAAGAACGCAAACGCAUGGAAACCGAACAGCGAAUUCUAACCGAGCAACGCAUGGCCAUGGAGGCAUAUGAGCGUGCUGGACAUACAGUUGGACCUAGCACCAAUGCGGAUCAGAGCAGCGGCAGCUUUGCCCAAGGCUCCGACUUGCAAUCCUUGAACAAUUGGUCAGCACCGCAGGCAGCCAACACAAAGUUCAGCGUGGAUGAUCCGCUCAUUGAGCAAAUCAACAUUAUUAAGGGCUAUAUUAAGCAGGCGCGCCAGGACAUGAACUUCGACGUCGUUGAAACGCUGGAGCUCAACUUGCGUGAGCUACAACGUGAGGUGUACGAGCGACAGCGCAAUUCGCAAACUUGAACAGAAUUAAUAUUUAAUUUUUAAUUACAUUUACUGCUUCAAUAUUAAAUGUGAUUGUGCUUGUA
This is a messenger RNA of Drosophila busckii, 1658 nucleotides long. RefSeq names its product rabenosyn-5 (gene Rbsn-5). Lineage: Eukaryota; Metazoa; Arthropoda; Insecta; Diptera; Drosophilidae. The transcript is spliced from 4 exons. The record is from RefSeq and is a predicted model, not a curated record. The coding region runs from base 112 to 1593 and encodes 493 amino acids. Gene Ontology annotation, molecular function: metal ion binding.